Lathyrus oleraceus (garden pea) is the source of this 906-nucleotide messenger RNA. RefSeq lists its product as uncharacterized. The transcript is spliced from 2 exons. The record is from RefSeq and is a predicted model, not a curated record. The coding region runs from base 1 to 906 and encodes 301 amino acids. NCBI's taxonomy places the organism in Eukaryota, Viridiplantae, Streptophyta, Magnoliopsida, Fabales, Fabaceae.
AUGAACGCAAGGGAAAAUGUGAAUGCUAGUUUGGCAGCCUGCGAGGAAACCAUCCAGUUUUUACAUGAACAAAGAAAUGAGUAUCGAAAUAGGUUUGCCAGUUUGAUAGACUUCUGUAAUGGCAUGGCUAAGAAUGUGCCUUUGAUGCUAAGAUGUGCUCUGGAAGACAUAGACAAUGACAACAUCCCUCUUUCAGUGACCAAAUUUAUUUAUCUUUGUGAAGACAUGAUGAAAAGAAGGGAAGAAGAGGCUCGUGUUGCCGCUGCUGCAUCGAAUGAUGCUCUAGUUCAAGGGGUUGCUCUUCAGUCAGGACCUUCAGUUCCUAUUCCAAAUCUCGUUAUCUACGGUCUUCCUCGAGGUUUUGUUCCACCUCCUAAAAGAACUCAUGUUCCUCCGCAUGCGCAUACUUCUGAAGUAGCUGAUGGAGUCGUUGCGCAAGGACCUCCGAUAGUCAAUCAAGUGGUCAUUCCCCGCACUGAUGAGGAGCUCCAGGACGAGUUUGAAAUGCAGAAUUACAAUGGAGCUACUCCAAUGGUCAUCCCUACUGCUGCCCAAGAUUCUGAGGCUAUCUUGAUGUGUCAUGCUCUGGCCGAAAAGCUAAGAAUCUUGGAAGGACAUAACUCAACCCGAUUGAGUGCCUUGGAGAUGUGUCUGGUCCCAGACGUGGUGAUUCCUCCAAAAUUCAAAGCGCUGGAAUUUGAAAAAUACAAAGGCCUCACAUGUCCUAACAUACACUUGAAAAUGUAUUGCAGAAAAAUGGUUGCCUAUGCCAGAGAUGAUAACCUGAUGAUCCAUUGCUUUCAGGACAGUCUAACUAGGGCAUCUUUGGAUUGGUACAUGCAGUUGGAGUGUAGCAACAUCCACACUUGGGAUGAGUUGGCUGAAGCAUUCGCAAAGCAAUACUAA